Eruca vesicaria subsp. sativa (arugula) is the source of this 1444-nucleotide messenger RNA. Lineage: Eukaryota; Viridiplantae; Streptophyta; Magnoliopsida; Brassicales; Brassicaceae. The record is from the annotation of a GenBank genome assembly.
GCAAAUCAUCAUGGAUCGAUCCGUUUCCUUCGAUCUUCGCCGCGACGACGACCUCCCGAACGAUCGGAGCAGCGACGUCGGAUACACCGCCAACGAUCGGAGGCUCGCUUACUCCCGAUCCUUUCACCACUCUCACGGCCCGCGAACCCCCGCGGCUGCGACCAAGCCUUUUCUCGAUAGGACGGUCUCCGCGAUCGAUAUGCCGCCGGAGAUAUACUCCGUCGACGGGGAUGACGUGUUUUUCGGGGGAGGGAAAUCGGCGACGGCGAUUGGGAGAGUUUCGGCUUUGCGUAUGGUUUUUGUGGUUUUUGGUGUGUUGAGAAAUGGGAAUCGGCAGAUGAAGAGGCUGUUUCUGUUGAUUUCGCUUAAUGUUGCGUAUUCUACCACGGAGCUGUUGAUUGGGUUGUUGACUGGGCGUGUAGGUUUGGUAUCCGAUGCAUUCCAUUUGACGUUUGGAUGUGGUCUCUUGACGUUUUCUUUAUUUGCAAUGGCAACUUCAAGGAAGAAGCCUGAUCAUGCUUACUCAUAUGGGUACAAAAGACUUGAAGUUCUAUCUGCUUUCACUAAUGCUCUGUUUCUUAUGUUCAUGUCAUUCUCCUUGGCUGUCGAAGCUCUUCAUGCAUUUAUACAAGACGAGUCUGAGCACAAGCAUUAUCUGAUUGUAUCAGCGGUAACGAAUCUGCUGGUGAACCUACUAGGUGUUUGGUUCUUCCGGAAUUAUGCUCGUGUCAAUAUUGUGUACAGAAAGGCAGAAGACAUGAACUACCACUCCGUUUGCUUGCAUGUUAUAUCAGAUUCCAUCCGCAGUGCAGGUCUGAUACUUGCAUCUUGGCUCCUCUCUCUCGGGGUUGAAAAUGCAGAGGUCUUAUGUUUGGGAUUGGUAUCAGUUACAGUGUUUAUGCUUGUUAUGCCACUCUUCAAAGCCACCGGUGGUGUCUUGCUUCAGAUGGCACCUCCAAACAUUCCUUCUUCCGCAUUAAGCAAAUGCUUGAGACAGAUUACAUCUCGAGAAGAUGUCGUGGAGGUAUUACAGGCACGUUUCUGGGAGGUUGUACCUGGUCACACUGUUGGCUCACUCAGAAUCCAGGUGAAGAGCGGGAUAGAUGAAAGGCCUUUACUGCAAUAUGUUUAUGAUGUAUACCAUGAUUUGGGUGUACAAGACUUGACCCUGCAAACUGAUUACAUCUGAGCUGCAUCUGCUUCUAUGUUCUCAAAUACUGAGGAUUUUGGAUGUAUACUAGUAGAGAUAAUGGUUCAAUAGGAAGAUAACACUUGGUUUCAAGCUUGCGAGUUUCUUAUUACUCUUGUUUAGAAUUUUAUUUUCCUUUUCCCAUUUGUCUUUUGAACCAUACACACAAGGACCACAAUCUUUGUAAACUCUUUUAGCCUUUCAAGUUAGUUUCUCUUUUGGCUAAAAUUUUGCAUUUCUAAAAUACCUUUUUUU